Messenger RNA from Prunus armeniaca (apricot), 150 nucleotides. Lineage: Eukaryota; Viridiplantae; Streptophyta; Magnoliopsida; Rosales; Rosaceae. The record is from the annotation of a GenBank genome assembly.
AUGGAAGGAAGUUCUAAGACAAUGAAUACCCCAUCACCUCCAAGGGUACUAUCCGAAGCUCUUCACCAUCAGCUCGGCUCUAAGCAGGCGACCCAAGCCUUCCUCACCUCCAUUGAAGACAAGUUACUUUUGAUGUUCAAUAGCAAUUAG